Messenger RNA from Oppia nitens, 2529 nucleotides. RefSeq names its product multidrug resistance-associated protein 1-like. Gene Ontology annotation, cellular component: membrane. The transcript has 7 exons. Gene Ontology annotation, biological process: transmembrane transport. The record is from RefSeq and is a predicted model, not a curated record. Gene Ontology annotation, molecular function: ATP hydrolysis activity; ABC-type transporter activity; ATP binding. NCBI's taxonomy places the organism in Eukaryota, Metazoa, Arthropoda, Arachnida, Sarcoptiformes, Oppiidae.
AUGUUAAGUAAAGAUAAACGCAUUCAUCUGACAAAUGAUUUAUUGAAUGGCAUUAAAGUGAUAAAAUUAUAUGGAUGGGAAAAAGCAUUUUACAAAUUGAUAGCCAAUUUGUGUGCCAUUGAAAUGAAACAAUUGCGUGGAUCGCAGAUACUUAAAACAAUUUAUGUUAUAAUAACAUUAUGUGCGCCCUAUUGGCUAUUAUUGGUCACAUAUAUCGGUUACGUUUAUAUCGGCGAUAAUAGUAAAAGUACCGUAAAAUUAGAUGCCAGCAAAUUGUUUGUACCGUUUGCCCUGUGUCAAUUUAUUAAAAGUAUUUUUGUUAUGUUUCCAAUGGGAAAAAGUUCACUGAUUAAGAUUAUGAUAGCAAUCGGACGAUUAAAUAAUUUUCUAAACUUACGUAACAAAUGUGAUUACGUGACCCAUAAUACAGACAAAUACGUGAUUAGUGUUGAAAACGGAUCGUUCACUUGGGAUGCACUCAAAUGUGACACAAUUUUAACUAAUUAUAAUUUUAUGUUAAAAGAUAUUAGUUUGCAAAUAAAAGACAAACAAUUUGUGACAAUAGUGGGUAAUGUGGGCUCAGGUAAAAGUUCACUACUGGCCGCACUGUUCGGUGAAAUGCAACGAUUGUCCGGAAACCUUAAUAUUGGUGAGGAUAGUAAAAUAGCUUACGUUCCCCAACAGGCAUGGAUACAGAAUGCAUCGCUCAAAGAUAAUAUACUUUUUGACAAACCAUUGGAUACCAGUUUAUAUAAACAAGUAAUACAUAGCUGUGCUCUAAUACAAGACUUAAGACAACUGCCCGCUGGAGACCAGACAGAGAUCGGCGAGAAAGGCAUUAAUCUGAGCGGAGGUCAGAAACAGAGAGUCAGUUUAGCCCGAGCUAUAUAUUCUGAUGCCGACCUAUACCUAUUGGACGACCCAUUAAGCGCAGUGGACAGUCAUGUGGGCAAACAUCUAAUGCAAGAAGUGUUAGAUUCAAGGACUGGUAUAUUGAAAAAUAAAACCCGAAUUCUUGUAACAAAUCAACUCUUUGUGUUACCAAAUGUUGAUCUGAUUGUUGUCUUAAAUGACGGCAAUAUUACAGCAAUCGGUUCAUAUGAUUAUCUGAUGAAUGAAAACAAAGAGUUUUUCGAUUUAGUAAAAAAGUAUUCAAAUUCUGAUAAAAAUAUAGCUAUCAGUCGGUUUGCAAUGCUUUUCGGUUCUCUGUUGGCGUCGACCCGAAUGCAUGAGAAGCUGUUGUGGUCUGUCAUGAGAUCGCCGAUGAAAUUCUUCGACACCACACCAUUGGGACGUAUAGUCAACCGGUUUAGUAAAGACAUCGACACUAUAGAUAUCAGCGCUUUAUUUAAUUUAAGUUUAGAGUCAGUCACUCGGUCACCUAUUUAUGCCUUUUUUAGUGAAACAUUAAAUGGUUUGUCUAGUAUUAGGGCGUAUGGAUGUACUGACCGAUUCAUUAGACGUAUGGAGUUAUUGGUCGACACUAACCAACGAUGUUUAUAUCCAAAUAUUAUUGCCAACAGUUGGCUUCAAUUACUAUUGGAUAGUAUAGCAAAUGUUUUGAUAUUAUUUGCCGCACUGUUUGUUAUAUUAGACAGACAAUCAUUUAGCGGCGGCGAUACCGGUAUGUCGCUGUCCAACGUAAUCAAUCUAUCCUUCACUGUAGGUAUUGUCGUACGAAUGAUUACACAACUUGAGGACAGUAUGGUUUCGUUUGAGAGAAUAGACGAAUAUUGUAGACUCGCUCCGGAAGCUGAUUGGAAUUUACAAAAACAAUUACCCGAUAACUGGCCAAACAUGGGAUGCAUUGACUUUCAACAAUAUAGUACCCGAUAUAGAGAUGGAUUAGAUUUGGUUUUAAAUAAAAUCAAUUUGCAGAUAAAAUCGGGCGAAAAGAUUGGAAUUGUUGGCCGAACCGGUGCGGGAAAGUCAUCACUCAGUUUGGCAUUGUUUCGGUUGAUUGAGUCAUCUUCUGGUAGAAUAAUCAUCGAUGGCAUUGAUAUCAGUGAAUUGGGUCUCCACGAGCUGAGGACACGACUAACAAUACUACCGCAAGACCCGGUACUCUAUACGGGAACCAUUCGCUCAAAUCUGGAUCCGUUGGGCAUUUGUACCGACAAUGACUUGUGGUCAGUGUUAGAGCACUCGCAUCUCAAGUCGUUUGUCAAAUCAUGCGAUGGCGAACUGGACUAUCGGGUUAGCGAUGGCGGUUAAAAUUUGAGUGUUGGUCAGCGACAACUCAUAUGUCUGGCCCGGGCUUUGCUACGCAACACACGUGUGCUUAUCCUCGACGAGGCCACGGCUGCGGUAGACGUCGAGACCGACGCACUUAUACAGCAAACAAUUAGACAACACUUCAAUUCAAGUACUGUACUAACUAUAGCUCACAGACUCAACACAAUUAUGGAUUCAGACCGUGUGUUAGUGCUAAAUGAUGGACAGUUAGCUGAAUUUGAUUUGCCUAUCAAUUUGUUGAGUGAUAGCUCAUCUAUUUUUUACUCUCUGGCCAAAGAUGCCGGACUCGUUUAA